AUGGCACAACCUUAUAGAAUUCAGGACAGCAGAAGUGGUAAGCGAAUUCAGCCACAAAACAUGCAAGACAACAACACUGGAAUGGCACGAAAUCAUUUCAAUCGUAGAGACGAUAGAAUUUCACGAACGACAAGUUCUAAAAAUUUGGGUCGGAGCGAGGUAAUUAGCUUCAGCGUUGAAGAAGCAGGAGAAACGUCGAUGAAUGGUAAUGAACCAGCACCUACGGUUGAGGAGGUAAUUGAGUUGAGUGAUAUGAAGAGCGAGUUCAACCCGAAAAUUCCCAAUAACUCAUCUUCUCAAAAUGACACCCAGAAUGCGAUACAACCCAAAUAUCAAGCAGAAAUUCGCCGAAGAAUUCAUUUACACGACCAGAUACGUCCUCAAACUGAAGAAGAACGUGAAUAUUUACCAUCACCACGUGAAGGAUUCACAGAUUUGGAUAAAGAUACGAUUGUGACUUGCUCUAAAUGCAAUCAUGGAUUGGAGAACGGGAC
Ambispora leptoticha is the source of this 494-nucleotide messenger RNA. Lineage: Eukaryota; Fungi; Glomeromycota; Glomeromycetes; Archaeosporales; Ambisporaceae. The record is from the annotation of a GenBank genome assembly.